Molecule: messenger RNA, 2793 nt
Organism: Colletotrichum karsti
Lineage: Eukaryota; Fungi; Ascomycota; Sordariomycetes; Glomerellales; Glomerellaceae
Product: myb dna binding protein
Exons: 5
Coding region: 1-2793 (930 amino acids)
Biological process (GO): telomere maintenance via telomere lengthening
Molecular function (GO): protein homodimerization activity; double-stranded telomeric DNA binding
Source: RefSeq, a predicted model, not a curated record
AUGCUCAUGGAGGGCAUUGAAGCUAUUGCCGAGUCGGCUCAGCCCGCAAAGGCUGAGGCGCACUCGCCGACAGGUCCCGAAAUGAAGCAGGAAUCACCCAGUCUCACGACCGACCUGGGCGAGACCCCUCCAUUCCCACUCAAGCGACCCCGCGAUCCGAGCCCCGAAGACGCUGAUGCCGAGUCUAAGAGGUUAAAAGUCGACGAGGAGGAACCUCUGGAUCUGGGCUUUGAUAUGGACGCCAUGAUCCAAGACGUCAUGAUGAACAUCAACGAGGUGGGCAAGGUGGACGGUCUUGACUCUGGCCCGGACGUGGAUAUGUCGGCAGACCCUCUCGCUUCUGUGUCGCAAGAACCGCCGUCGUCUACCGAGUCGCAUACGGCCGUUCUGUCUGAGCCGCUCGCCUUGAUGAGGCGCACGACUACCUCCUGUUUGUCAAACUUCGGUUUGCAGCUGCUUGUGAUCCUGUCGCAACAUGUCUUCGACGACGUCUACCGACAAUUACAGGAAAAGGACUCGGAGGUCUUCAAGUCUUUUACCAUGAUUAAGUCUCUUUUCCAGCAGACCCGCGCGAUCUACUCCUCGACCGACCUUAUCCUGGACCCCGCCACGCUGGACCUGACGCUUCCCGACAACCUGACCGACGUCCAGGUUGCCAACCUCGCAAGCUUUUGCUGCUCACUUUUUUCCUUCGACGGACACCACGAUUCUACUUCGAAGGAGCUGCUUGCCCUCCAGGACAACUUCUUCUCGGUUUUCUUGCCUGGUGGCGAGAACGACACCGUAACGAACGAAAUUUCCGAUCUUUUCGUCGCGGUCAAGACACACCUCGUCAUCGACGCCGUUACUACGGCAGAUCAAUCUGCACCAGUCGAUCAGUUAAUUGCGGACGCUUUCUCGGCCGAUCUGGAGGAUCAACUGCGUGCUCGACAUGGGGGAACAGGCUUGACGAACGAGGAACAAGCAUUGGUUACUGCUGUUCAAGAAAGGAAGGCGGCCUUGAUAUCAUACGCAUCGGGCCUGCCAGACACUGUUCUUCUCAAGAUCGGUUACCCAGAUGAAGACCUUUUCAGAUUACUCAAUUUGUACCUGCGCCGCAAGCUGCAAUCCCUCGCGGGACUCGCCUCCAGGCAUGGCAUCGAGCUUCCGCAAACAGUGACGAAUGGGGAGUUGGAAGCAUCAAUGUCCCAUGACUUGGACGACCUAGGCAUUUCCUCUUUACUGGAGGCGACCGAUGGCCUCGUUGCUCAGUACCUCCCGACCGAUACUAUCGACGGCUUGCCUAACGAUCAACCACCCGUUCCGACGACCGAGGACAGUGUUCCACCGGCAGAGCCCCCCGCGCCUGCACCCGAAACUACACCCGCCCCACCGACCACGAACGGCCCUGUAACGACCGAGGCUCAAGAUUCGAACGACAUCCUCGCCCUCGUGGCGCAGAGCACUCAGGAGUAUGUAAGAACAACUCUCAACAAUCUGUCGCCAGCACCAUACCAGCCGACUGUUCCCACGCCCACGGGAGCAGCCCCCGUUGCGCAGACGACGUACCUCUCUCAUUUGCAGCAAACCCAGGCACAAUCACCAUACUACGGGUAUUCCCCGCAAGUCGAGCAGCCGCCGCAGCCUGCCUCCCAUGACAGCUCCGAGAAGCUUCCUCCAAGUCAGACGUUACCAAGUGCUGUGUUAUACGACAGAGCCAGACAAGCUGCGUUGAGUAAGACCAACAACCAGCAGAGACGAGAAGGCACCACGUCAACAAGGCGGCCCUGGACCCAAGAAGAAGAGAAGGCGCUGAUGACGGGUCUGGACAUGGUCCAGGGACCUCACUGGAGUCAGAUUCUAUCACUCUUCGGCGCUGAGGGCUCGAUGUCGAAUAUACUCAAAGAUCGGACUCAAGUGCAGCUGAAGGACAAGGCACGCAAUCUGAAGCUCUUCUUCCUGAAGACAAACUCGGAGAUGCCAUACUAUCUACAAGCCGUGACGGGAGAGCUCAAAACCCGAGCCCCUACUCAGGCUGCUCGGAAGGAGGCUGAAGAGCGAGCUCGCUUGAACUCAGAGGAGGAGCAAGCGCGCGUGCAGGGGAUCAUGACUCUUGCUGGCGGCCUGCAACAUCCUCAACACCCGCAACAUCCCCAGCAUCAGCAACAUCCACAGCAUCCCCAACACCCUCAGCACCCCCAGCAGAAUCGGGCGAGCGCAGCACCCGCUACCGCGCCCAGCACGCCUUCACGAUCUGCGGCACACAUGGCGCACCACAUGGCCCACGUUACGACACCAACCCACGCCGCAGUGUCCGGUCCGCCAGCGACACCUGCAACCGCAACCCCGGCGCACCAUCAAGUGCCUGCCUCAUCGCCUUAUGCGGCAACCGCGGCUCAGCUAUCUCAGACCCCUCAUGCGCUUUCUCACACCCAACCACAAACCCCGACCCACUCACACAUCCAACAUCACUCUCAACCCGGGACGCCGCAGCCACAAAAUCACCAGCAGCAGCAACACCAGCCGCAGCCGCAGCAGCAAUCGCACCAAGAACAUGUGCAGCAACCGGCUUCCCAGCCAGCAGAGGCAGUGUCUCAGUACUCGGCCGAUGCGUCGGCGGCAGUGUACAGCCAAGAGAACGACGACCUCAAGGAGGCGGCGCUCAUGCAAAGUCUGCGCGAACUCGAGGCGUACAGCGGCAGUGCCAGUAUUCUCGACACCCUUAUCGAUUGGGAUGGCGCCUCCGACGAGACGUCAGAAACAAUGAUCGAUGGCCCCGACUGGAGACACGGCAACGCUUUUGCCGAUGUCUAG